This is a messenger RNA of Kuraishia capsulata CBS 1993, 933 nucleotides long. RefSeq lists its product as uncharacterized. The record is from RefSeq and is a predicted model, not a curated record. The transcript has a single exon. Bases 1 to 933 code for a protein of 310 amino acids. NCBI's taxonomy places the organism in Eukaryota, Fungi, Ascomycota, Pichiomycetes, Pichiales, Pichiaceae.
AUGUCUCGACAACUUUCUCCCAGUGAGAAGGCACUUUUUGGGUGUUGCUCUGCUAUUCUCUCCAAUGCAGCCGUUUACCCACUGGAUCUCGUGAAAGCCGUAAUACAAACACAGUCUCCAAAGGAGAAAUAUGCCGACUCCAAAGAUGCCUUGAGACAAAUAUACAAAAGGGAAGGCGUCAAGGGCUGGUACAAAGGUAUCAACUCUUCGUUGCUGUCGACUGCGGUAACCAGCUACUCGUACUUUUACAUGUACAACCUGGUGAAACGAUCGUACCAGAAAUUUUCCAAAAGCACAGACGUUAAGGUAUUUGAUGAACUUGCAAUGGGCGUUGUUGCUGCUGCAUUAUCUCAACUGCUGGUUACGCCUCUUUCGGUUAUCACUACUGAGCAGCAAACGCAAUCCUCCAAGGACACGCAGAGCGCCUACGAGGUGGCAGAGUCCAUAGUGUCGAGAAGUGGUAUAACGGGGCUAUGGAAGGGUUUAAAGGUGUCAUUGGUGCUGACUUUGAAUCCAUCUAUUACCUAUGGGUCUUUUGAAAACUUGAAGAGCAUUUUUUACAAGGACCGCGCCUACCUGAAGCCUCAAGAAUCUUUCCUCCUUGGGGUACUGAGCAAGGUGAUUGCGACGCUCAUCACUCAACCACUGAUCGUGUCGAAGGCCAUGCUUCAAAAACAUAAAUCCUUAGAAGAGGAGGAAUCCGAAAGGCCAGACACGUUUCAGGGCAUUCUGGUAUAUUUGUGGAAGACCGAAGGUUUUGCUGGGCUUUGGAAGGGACUCAGACCUCAACUGCUGAAAGGAGUGUUGGUUCAAGGCCUGCUCUUCAUGUUCAAGGACCAGAUUGAGCUUCUGUUCCUUUCAUUGUUCAAAAUUAUCACAGCUAGAAAGCAACUUCGUGCGGCAGGACGUAGCACUUAUCGCCGUCUGUCCUAA